This is a messenger RNA of [Torrubiella] hemipterigena, 2125 nucleotides long. Lineage: Eukaryota; Fungi; Ascomycota; Sordariomycetes; Hypocreales; Clavicipitaceae. The record is from the annotation of a GenBank genome assembly.
AAUGAGGGGUUGCUGGGGGAGAGAGUAAUUGCGAUGAUACCUUCCGCUUGCAGGGGGAUGGCGUCCCCCAUGUAUGCAAUGCAUGCAGACAUUGCGAAGAGGUCUUGCCACCAUUUGAACAGGCGAGGCUAUCCGGUGCAUAAUGAGAUUAUCCGAUGGAGGGGGACUGCCGAGGGUAGACAUCAUCUAAGCGGAGGGGACAGGACCCUAUGCUACGCUAUUACACGAGUUGGGGAGCCAAUUGCAUGCAUUGUAAAACGCCCACGUUGUUGAUCUCACCGCAAAAGCCAGUUCCCCUUCCAUUGCUACGACCAUUUUCGCGGAGCUCCAUUGUGACGUUGCGUCUGUGGAAAACUGGGGUAUCGAUGCAACCUGCGCGCAACAACGGAAAGAGGAUGAUGGGCAGGCACUAGCGGAAAAGAGAACUACAGCAUUCUGCUACUGAGAACAGAGGGUGCAGCGGGGAUGCAGCGGGAAUAACAUGCAAUGGGGGAAGGCUUCGCAGCUGGCGGGCACCUGGCGACUGUCCCGCACGGCGGCACAUAGCCUCUCAAACUUUUGCAGUAUCGCAGAUUCCAGGGGUUUUAACAAGCAAACUUUAGGUAUCUCUGAAGAAGUACGAACAAACCCUGAUAUUCAGUGGGGAUUUGCUACUAUUUAUGGGCGGUUGCCUAGGUCCACAGCCUUGUGCGCUCACUCAGCAAGGCGAACUAGUGCGCAAUGAAAAGGAAUAAAAAUCACGAUGCGUCUCUUACAUUUGGAUCGUGUGGAAUUGGUUUCCAGUUCGGUCUAGGAUACACAAUGGCGACGAGUAGGCAGGAUGAAUUACAAACAACUGAAGCUGGUCCUUCUGGGCAAGCAGUAUCACGACCAGAGACAGUCGCAGCACUUACAGAGCAGCGCCAGCCACCGCAAUGGAAACCAAUUAGGCGGUUAAACGACAAGGAAGAGAAACUGCCGCGUUCACGGAGGCUCCGAUUCAUUAUAAUACUGCGAGUGGUUUUCUUGCUUGUCAGCGUAGGGCUUCUUAUAGUAUCCACGGUGGCAUGGCUCAAAGGCAUCCUGAUUGAAGUCCGCCCCAUCUGGAAUGCAUAUGCCGACGGCGUCUUGAAGAGUCUAAUCACAGCAUCGAUAGCGGUUGCAGCAGAUUGUCUGUAUUUAUCCCUGUUCCAUGGUACCAACCUUGGCUGGCAGACCGCCAUACUUGGCUUUGCAUCUGAUAUUGGAGCGAUUGUCGUUGGUGCACUCGCCAUUGUGGUCUACGCAGGGGAUAUAAACCAGUUUCUGUACUCAUCGUCAGACGAUACAAACCAAGUUAACCUCGCGGUGCUUGAGUUUACUGUUUCCGUCAUGUAUGUCUAUGUUGCCUCUCUCCUUUCCGUCGACUACGACAAGACUGUGCUAAUGUUUAACAAGCAUCUUACGAUCAAUACCAAUGGCUGUCGCCGUAUGGGCCGUCAUUGUGUCGAUAAAAAGGAUGGACAAGCACCUAGACUACUUAAACGAAAAGGCUGUGAAAAAGUGGCAGCGGAAGCAAGCAGCAGGAGAACCUCGGCAACGCAACCACCCACGCCAAGGCAACCUGCUUGAAUAUUAUGCACCACCAGCCGCAGGACAUGGCGAUACCAAUGCCGGUGAACAUAUUAGCAGUGGAUCGAAGAGGAGAGAUACAGGUGAAGCCAAGACUGCGGUGAGUAAUGACGGUAUUGGCCAAGCUGAAAAGCAAGACAAGGGCAAAGGCAGACCAGUUGGCGCCGAGCCCUUGUUUACGACUGCCAAGAGCGAAGAUAUUCCAGCCCAUGGAAGCGAUGAUAAUGUGUCCAUCUUGAGUGAAGAGCGUAUGUUCAAUGCGAAGAAGGAAGAGAUACAGAGUCAUAGUGCAGCCAAUCCACGAGAGGAUCAUGCUGUAUCUAGCGUGAGCGACAGUGAAGCUGGAGACACAACAAAGGCCCAGGCUACCGGAGACAAGGGCAAAGGCACAGCUGGAGAUGUGCCUAAUUAGCGCCUCCACUAGCGCCACCCCGAAAUAGCUCGCUAUUCACCGAGCUGGGGCCCCUCUACCACGGUUUACAAUGAAAUUCCUAGAUGUAUUGCGAAAUGAAUAGAAAGAUACCAAGCCUAUAAU